GCUGGCCUUCCAGAGUCCUCCGCCGGGGCGGCGGCGGCGACGCGGAUCCUCCGGCUGGCUCCCACGGACCCUCGCCGCGAAACUCUUCCCCGUGGGACGCGACGGCGUGGCUGCUGCUGCUGCUCCUACUCCUCCUCUCCAUACCCCAGUCAAUCUCCUUGUGCCGCCUGCUGCCUUCCGCCGGAAAUCAAAUUCCGGCGAUAUCCCUCCCGAUCCCGGGUCGGAUCUGCUUCACCUACGGCGAGGAGGCCUCAGUUAGCGUUCUAUAAGUAGGAGUAUCAUACUUCACCUGCCUGCCCUCUGUCGCUCCGUGUCUCGUAUUACUGCAUCUACGGGAGAGAUCAUCAAGCACAGGGGAGAGGGAAAUUGGGGAAACAUACAACAGAGCUCUGUUUCUUCAUGGAUAGCAGCAUAACCCGGUGUUUGGCCUUGUCGGGUGUGCUGACAACGUAUGGACAGAGGCUUGCCGAAUUGCUCGUCGUCCAUCGUCUGUUACCCAGUGAACCCCAGAUCCUGGAGCGGCCGACACCGCCGGAGCUGCCGGAGGACAUCCUGAUGUGCAUAUUCGCCAGCCUUGAGACCCCCGACCUCGUCCGGGCAGGCUCCGUCUGCUCAUCAUGGCGCUCCGCCUGCAACAGGCUCUGCAAUCUUGGGCUCUUCAGGCAGACACAGGCACCGUGCCUCCUAUAUACCUCUGAAUCUGCCGGCGAGAGUGUUGCAGGCCUCUUCAGCCUCGUGGAGAACAAAUCCUACACACUAGCCCUUCCAGACCCACCUAUUCGCACCAGGUAUGUGAUCGGCUCCAACCAUGGUUGGAUCAUCACCGCCGACGAUAGGUCCGAGCUGCACCUCCUCAACCCCAUCACCGGUGACCAGAUCGCCCUGCCUUCCGUUGCCACCAUUGAGCAGGUGAAGCCCAUCUUUGAUGAUGCCGGCGCUCUUCACAAGUAUCAGUACUCAUGGUACACCGGCACUCCGCUCUUAGCCGACUACGACUUCCCUACGCCCUCGGUCUUUUCGCUUGGCGAGCUGCGGGACUACCUCUUCGGGAAGGCAUUUCUGUCAUCUGAUCCAUCCACCGGAGAUUAUUAUGUGGUACUCAAGCAUAAUCCAGAGUCACAGCUUUCAUUUGCAAGAGCAGGGGAUGAUAGAUGGACUUGGUUGCCACCACAUGUUGAUUAUGCAGAUUGUUUCUUCAAGGAUAGCCUGCUCUUUGCAUUGGAUUCACACGGAGAAGUCCGUACAUUUGAUCUCAGUGCGCCUGUAGUAACACAAACGAUCGUUCUGGGGAGAAUGAAGUCUUGCAUCGUGGAGUGCAACUAUAUGUACAUUGCUCAAGCUCCAUGCGGUGAUUUGUUGCAAGUUUGGAGGUCAAGAAACUCUUUGGGUUGGGAGGAUGAGGAUGUCUCAGAACAGGGGCUUGAGGAUGGGGAGGAUGAGCACAUUUCAGAACACAAGCUUGAGGAUGCGACGGAUGUGUCGGGGCUGGAACCUGAAGAUAGGGAGGAUGACGAUGUUUCGGAACCUGAGUCAGGCUCUGAUUCUCAUGUGAUCUUCACUGACAAGUUUGACGUAUUUAAAGUGGAUUUUGCUGCAGCAAAUCUUGAAGACAUUACUAGCUCAUGUGACAGUGUGAUGUUUCUUGGGUAUAAUCAAUCACUUUGUUUGAGUGCCGAUGAAUAUCCACAGUUAAAGUCCAGUCAUGUCUAUUUUACUGAUGAUGAUGGCUAUUAUCAUUUUGGAAGCAUGGAGAGUGAGCGUGAUAUUGGAGUCCUCAACCUUGGAAAUUGCACUGUUGAAAGAAUUGCAUCACCUCAGCUUUGGUCCAACUGGCCAGCCCCUGUGUGGUUUAUACCAAAUCCCCGGAAGAUAAAUUUGGCAUCACACGAUUAGCCACAAGAUGCUUCAUUUAUACUGAUAUAUCAAUCUUUGUACCUUGUUGUAUGUCGUUCCAAUAAAUUUCUAUAAAGAAAUAAUAAUAAAUAAUUUCAAAAAAAAAUCAUGGAACUAGUGGAAAAAGGAGAGGUGUGUUUAUGUGGUGCGCUAAUGGCAGCAUCAUCAUUUACAUUGCAUAUAGGUGAUCUUGGUAUUGUGACUGUUUUCUGAAAAGUUUCAGAUUUGUUGGCCAAACUGAACUAGAUAUGGCGCCACUACAGAACUAGCUAAGCUUGGGAUAGCUCCAUUGCCUCAGUUUAUUUGCUGAUUUUUUUUACCCUUAUGCAUACUUCUAACAUUCUGGAUGAAUAAUUAUUAUCCAGUAACAGUAUUCUUUGAAGUAAAGCCAGUUCAGUGGUUUCCAGAUUGCUUAUGUUCAUAAGGGAUUUGCAUCUCCAUGACCUGCAUAUGCAGCAUUUGGGAGCAUUGUGCUACAUCCGAGUUUUUCUUCUCUAAGGUGUUCUCUCAGAAAAAUGACGAAGUACCAAAGAAGAUAUUGCACUUGAAAUCAGCGAGAGCAUGUAGACUGCCACAUCAAUGCUUGAUUUGUGAUGCAAAUUUGGAGGUCAUCGACCAGCACGCACUCAAUCACCAUGGAAGCCUGAGGAUGACAGGGAUGGAAGGGGUGGAGGUACUUCACUGAGUUUUGCUGCAAGAAUGUCAUAUUUGAUAUAACAAGCUAGGUGACAGUGCGAUUCCCAGGUUUUGAUACUACAGAAAUGUCAUAAUGGUUUUCCAGGAUGAUAACUUAGUCUCAUAGAACUAGUGUAAAUCAAAGAGAACAGUUACCUAUUUACAGUCAUAAACUCAU
Molecule: messenger RNA, 2746 nt
Organism: Triticum urartu
Lineage: Eukaryota; Viridiplantae; Streptophyta; Magnoliopsida; Poales; Poaceae
Product: F-box protein SKIP23-like
Molecular function (GO): protein binding
Source: RefSeq, a predicted model, not a curated record